Messenger RNA from Onychostruthus taczanowskii (white-rumped snowfinch), 4058 nucleotides. RefSeq names its product DNA meiotic recombinase 1 (gene DMC1). The transcript has 14 exons. Gene Ontology annotation, molecular function: double-stranded DNA binding; DNA strand exchange activity; ATP hydrolysis activity. Gene Ontology annotation, biological process: DNA strand invasion; reciprocal meiotic recombination; mitotic recombination. The record is from RefSeq and is a predicted model, not a curated record. NCBI's taxonomy places the organism in Eukaryota, Metazoa, Chordata, Aves, Passeriformes, Passeridae. Gene Ontology annotation, cellular component: condensed nuclear chromosome; nucleus. Bases 240 to 1271 code for a protein of 343 amino acids.
CUUGCUCUCCUGCCCUUGGGUCCUUGAGGUGGCACAAGAUUGUUGGUGGUUUUUCAUGGAUUUGCUCUGUUGUCUCAGACUUUCACCCUUUUAUCUGUUUCACUGCAGGCAGUGGUGACUGGAAUCCUUCAGGUGUGCCAACACACACCAGCAGCAGGACAACAGUUCACUAAGCAGGAGGAUUUUUUUCGUACCUAAAGCUUUAAAUAGGUGAUCAAUACUUUAUUGCGUGCUCUUUCAUGAUGAAGGCCAUGGAGGAUCAAGUAGUCCAAGAAGAACCAGGAUACCAGGAUGAUGAGGAAUCCUUUUUUCAGGAUAUUGACCUGCUGCAGAAGCAUGGAAUUAAUGUAGCAGAUAUUAAAAAGCUGAAGGCAGUUGGGAUUUGCACAAUCAAAGGAAUCCAGAUGACCACAAGAAGGGCACUGUGCAACGUGAAGGGGCUCUCAGAGGCCAAAGUGGACAAGAUUAAAGAAGCUGCAAACAAGCUUGUUGAACCAGGCUUCCUCACUGCUUUUGAGUACAGUGAAAAACGGAAGAUGGUAUUUCAUAUUUCCACUGGCAGCCAGGAAUUUGAUAAACUUCUGGGUGGUGGGAUUGAAAGCAUGGCAAUCACUGAGGCCUUUGGAGAGUUCCGGACAGGCAAAACCCAGCUAUCUCACACUCUUUGUGUGACAGCUCAGCUCCCAGGACCAAAUGGCUACACAGGUGGAAAGAUUAUCUUCAUUGAUACUGAAAACACUUUCCGACCAGACCGCCUGCGUGACAUCGCUGAUCGCUUCAAUGUUGACCACGAGGCAGUGCUUGACAACGUGCUGUAUGCACGUGCAUACACCAGUGAGCAUCAGAUGGAAUUGCUUGACUAUGUAGCAGCCAAGUUCCAUGAGGAAGCUGGUAUCUUCAAGUUAUUGAUCAUUGACUCCAUAAUGGCACUUUUCCGUGUGGAUUUCAGUGGUCGUGGAGAGUUGGCUGAACGACAACAGAAACUAGCUCAGAUGUUGUCAAGGCUCCAAAAAAUAUCAGAAGAAUAUAACGUGGCUGUGUUUGUGACCAACCAGAUGACUGCUGACCCAGGAGCAACCAUGACCUUUCAGGCAGACCCAAAAAAGCCCAUCGGGGGCCACAUCCUUGCUCAUGCUUCCACUACCAGGAUCAGUUUGAGGAAAGGGAGAGGGGAGCUGCGUAUUGCCAAGAUCUAUGACAGCCCUGAGAUGCCUGAAAACGAAGCCACAUUUGCAAUAACUGCCGGAGGGAUUGGGGAUGCCAAAGAAUAGGUUAAAAAAUGAUGUAAAUGUACAGCUAAAAACCAGCUGGGCAGUUGAGAUGAAGAUUUGUGAAAGCUCAACAACUACCUGGCUGCAUUUGUAGCUUUUUGGAGAUAUUUAAGAUAUUUUGGGAGAAAACUGGGAUGGACUUCGUACGGUUCGGUUUUGCUGAACUAAAAUUUUGGUCAUUUAGGAUUUUUGUUUUUCAGUUGAACUUUUAGCACGCAAAGAUUUAAGCCAUUAGAUUGUGAAUUGUUCUUAGAAUCCUUUUCCUACCUUGUGUGAAAAUCAAACCUGUCCUUUCACAUGGGAGUGAAUAUACUCUUUCUUAAUUUAUUUCAAAGAGAGUGUCUAAGCGGAAGAAUUUAACAGUGUGAAAUGCAACAGAACUGGAAUAAACUCAGUUAUAAAAUUGACAUAUAUAGAUGGAAAAGGCAGUGGGAGGAACAACAGCUCAAGAACUUGAUGGAUUUUCACAUACUGUAGAGGAACAAGUUUUAAGAAUAUGUUUUUAAACAUUUUUAUCUUGACUAGAUAAUGUUCAUGUUUUUAUUUAGCAUUUUCUACUUUUUGGACAGAAUGUUUUAAACCUGUUCUUAUUAAAGUUAAAAAUAAAGACUAUGAAUUAGAACAGAAGUCUGACUAUGUUUGGGUGCUUUGAAUUAAACUCUCCUCUCAAAAAUCUCAUUGAUCUUUCAUGAGAAAAAUAAUCUGGGUGUAACCCAGUACCUUAAAACCUUUUUUCUAGUUCUCUAUAGAAACAAACUUGAUAUAAUUGACUUGUCAUUCUUCUAGUAUAAGUAAGACUAUUAAAGAUUACUAUUAAGUAAUAUUAAAUAUUGUUACUAUUAAAAAGAAUAAAACAAAUCCUGUGGCUAGAUAAGAGAGGCUGGCACCAGUGCUUACACCAAGGAAAAGGCACUUAACAUUCAGCUUGCUGAGGGAGCCAGCCAGCACAGGCACAGCUCUGAACUAGCAGGAGAUGUAGGUCACAGGGGGCAAAAGAAGAAGCUGGGAACAAAGAGAGAAACAGGGCACUGGGGGCCAAAAUAACAGUUCCUUUUACAAUAUCUCCAAUGCUCAUGGAAUUGCUUGUUUUAAAUAAAUUAAACAAUACAUACAUGCACACACACGGAUAUAAUGGGGAAGUCUUACUUUGUUCUCUGGUAAUUACAAGGAGUCUGAUUUUGGUAUUUGGUCAAAGAAAUUGUCCUCACUGGCAAAAGAAUUUUUUUGUUUAGAUUACCAAAUGCAUGUAAGAUAACAUCAAGAAAAAAGGCAGCAAUGACCAGAAAUUCAUGGAAGAGAAGCCUGACAUUUUAGCCAGGCUUUUCCUUGUGACAGACCUAGAGGGCUUAAGGAAGUGUUUCUUAACAGAUAGUUGGUAUUUUUCCUGAGGUAAAGCACUAUUUUUCACAGUGGAGAAAAGUCUAGAGAGCUGUAGGCUGGAAAGCUGGUUCAUCUGGGAAAGCCAGGAAUGGAUCAGCCAUUGUCAUUUACCGCAAUGUCCAGUGCUUUGCAUGUGCCAGGCAUUCCCACACUAGGCAUUCUUAUCCAGUGGCCAAGUACCCAGUGGCAGUGAGCGUGCAGUGUCGCUUGACUCCCUGCCACCCACUUCAAAGACCCAGGUUUCUUACAGAAACAUUCCUGCAUUUUAUUUUAAGCACUCAGAUUGCUUUUUGCUUUCCCACACAUGCGAUACAUACAUACAUAUAUAUAUGUAUAUAUAUAUAUAUAUAUAGCAUGUGAUACUAAAAUGGGAAUUUGCGUGUCAUUCUAGGCUGUUAUUUUUAUCCAAGGGUCUGAAAGUAAAGGGGCCUUGCUUUCCCUUCUGCCAGUGUAAGCAUCUUUUGCGAACCUGAGAGCCCAGAAAUGACUGCUGAUAGCGAUAACACGGUGUGGGCCGGGGCUGUGUUUGGCUGGUCCAACCCCGCCAUCCAUGGGACACGGCUCCUCGUGCCAGGACACAAUGCCUAAGGUAGCACACACACAGCACAAAAGGAUUUACGGUCUGUGCUGCGUGAUCGCCUCGUGGAUGAUUCUGCCUUUCAGCGAGGAAUCUCUGGCUCAUAUGGGGAAUUCUCCCCCGGCCUGCCGGCGCUCAGGCGACAGCAAACAUCAUGGCCGCUGUCACUCUUUUCCUGUCCCCGCGCCGCCCCGUGAUCCCCCUGCUAAUCGGCAGGGAAUAACCUCGGCCCGCCGGAGCCGCCGCAGAGGUCCAAAGGGCCGCUCCCGCCCCGUCGCCCAGCGUCCCUUUAUUGUUCCGCCAUUGUCCCAUCAUCGUGUCCUCGACCCGCCGCCACCUCGGCGGAGCCCGUGGGCGAGUAGACGACGGGCCGUAUUCUUCAAACCGUCUGCGAAUCCAGCGUAACCCUCCGGCCCGGCCUGCACGGUCCGCGUAAGAAUGUUACGCCAUGCGCACCGGGCUCUUCCCGACCUACGCCAGCCUGAGUUACGCACCUUGCGUUCGCCGUGCACUUACGUAACGUGCGCCUCGGCCCAGGUAUUCCCUGCCCUGCAGAAGGGGUUACGGAGAGCGCUCCUUGCGUAGCUGACUUUGGGGAAUAGCGUUACGCCUCCCCUCCGCCUUCUUCACGCAAGACCCCGACUCUAAGUAAAGAACGUUACGCACUUUUCGUAGCCCGCCUGCCACUGCACGGGGCGGUGUUUCGCCGAGCGCGCUUAGUGCGUAGUUGAGUUCCGUGAAUAGGCGUAGGUGUUUCGGAGGGCCGCAGUUUGCGCAGCUCCGGGCUGCCCGUAACGUAAGCGGAGCGGGCCGGGGCGGCGGCGGCCAUU